CUGUGGUUCUCAAGGUUAUUGAACUGUAACUUUCUCUUUGGAAUGAAGAAUGUUUCAUCAAAUAGUUAACAUCUUUCAUUUGGUGGGGGUUUUAGUUCUGCAGAAGAGCUCAAGAAUACUGUUCUGUAUGUCCCUUACUGGAAGGACCCAUUCGAAAAGACCCUGAUGCUGGGAAAGAUUGAAGGUGGGAGGAGAAGGGGAUGACAGAGGAUGAGGUGGUUGGAUGGCAUCACCGACUCGAUGGACAUGAGUUUGAGCAAGUUCCAGGAGUUGGUGAUGGACAGGAAGACCUGGCGUGCUGCACUGCAAGGGAUCACAAAGAGUUAGACACGACUGAGCGACUGAACUGAACUGGUAACCCUUAAGGAAGAACCUGCUCCAAGGCUACACUAUUUAUUUUGGCUGCUCUGGGCCUUAGUUGUGGCUCGUGGGAUCAUCACUGUGGCAUGCGGACUCUUGGUUGUGGAAUACAUAUAGUUCCCCGACCAUGGAUUGAACCUGGGUCCCCUGCAUUGGGAAUGUGGAGUCUUCACCACUGGACCAUGAGGGAAGUCCCCUUAAAAUAUAAUUUUAGCUAAAGCCCUCCACCCCCACACACAAAAAAAGAUUUUUAAAGGACUAAGUCAUUAUAGACUAAUAUAGAAACUUCAUCCAGUCCAGACAUUGGUCCCAGUUCUAGCCCUUGCCUUACCAUCAACUCCAUUGCCUUUAUGUUACUAACUAUAUCAAGUUAUAUUUGGUUAUGACAGUAUUAGAAACACAAGUAGGGAACUCCUCAGCAAUCCAGUGGUUAGCACUCCUGGUCAGGGAACUCAGAUACCAUAAGCCAAGUGGCACUGCCAGAAAAACAACAAAAAAGAAAAAAAAAACAGGUAGUUAGAAUAGGACAGGGGUCCUAGCUACUUUUAGGUUGGCCAAAAGAUUCAUUUGGUUGUUUUCCUUAAGAUGGCUCUAAUAGCACUUAGUUGUCUUUAGCUUCAUUCAGAAUAGUUUUGUUAGAUUAUAUUGUGACAGCUGUCAUAUCAGCAUACAUUUUUUUUUUAUCAGCAUACAUUUUUAAAAAACUUAUCAAAAUGGGCAAGUUUUGUGUAACCAUUUUAAUGUUGAAGAUAGAAGAAAAAAAGCAACAUUUUCAGCAUAUUAUGCUUUAUUACUUGAAGAAAGGUAAAAACACAACUGAAACCCCAAAAAAGAUUUGUGCAAUGUGUGGAGAAGGUGCUGUGACUGAACAAAUGUGUCUAAAGUGGUUUGUGAAGUUUUCUGUUGAAGAUAUGCUGGAUGAUGCUCCACGGUCGAGUAGACCAGUUGAAAUUGAUAGCUAUCAAACUGAGACAUUAAUUGAGAAUAAUCAACUUAUACCAUCCAAGAGAUUGCUGACACAUUCAAAAUAUCCAGUGCUGAAAAUCAUUUGCAGCAGCUUGGUUAUAUUCAUUGCUUUGAUGUUUGGGUUCCACAUAAGUUAAGCAGAGAAAACCUUCUUGACUAUAUCUCCACAUGCGAUUGUCUACUUAAAUGACAUGAAAACAUUCUUUAAAAAAAAAAUUGUGAUGGCUGAUGAAAUGUGAAUAUUGUACAACAAUGUGGAAUGGAGGACAUCGUGGGGUAAGUGAAAUGAACCACCACCAACCACACCAAAGACUGGUCUUUACCCAAAGAAGGUGAUGUGAAUAUGGAGAGAUUGGAAGGGAGUCCGUUCUACUAUGAGCACCUUCUGGAAAAUCAAACAAGUUAAUUCCAAAAAGUACUGUUCCCAAUUAGACCAACUGAAAGCAGCACUUGAUGAAAAGCAUCCAGAAUUAGUCAACAGAAAAUGCAUAAUCCUCCAUAAUGCAAAGCUACAUGUUUCUUUGAUGACCAGGCAAAAUCUGUUUUAGCUUGACUGGGAAGUUCUAAUUCAUCUGCCAUAUUCACCAGACAUUGUACCUUUGGAUGCCCAUUUAUUUUGGUCUUUACAAGAUUUUCUUCGUGGAAAAAAUUUCAGUUCCCUGAAAGACUGUUAAAGGCACUGAGAACAGUUCUUUGCUCAAAAAGAUAGAAAGUGUUGGGAAGAUGGAAUUAUGAAGUUAGCUGAAAAAUGGCAGAAGGCAGUGGAACAAAAUGGUGAAUACUUUGUUCAAUAAAAUUCUUGGCGAAAAUGAAAAAUAUGUGUUUUAUUUUUACUUUAAAAACUGAAGGAAAUUUUUCACCAACCCAAUACAGAUUCUGACCCCUACUAUUUGUAAAAUGAUGAGAAUGGAAAACUUAUAUACUCUUCUUUUUAAAAAAAUUGAAGUAGAGCACUCAUCGGCCAUCGCAAACCAGAUUCCUCUCCUUUGCAGCUCUCUCUAGUCCCUUUGUAACUAUGUCUGACAAACCCGAUAUGAGUGAGAUUGAAAAGUUCGAUAAAUCGAAAUCGAAGAAAACAGAAACGCAAGAGAAAAAUCCACUGCCUUCAGAAGAAACUAUUGAACAGGAGAAGCAAGCAGGCGAAUCCUAAUGAAGCAUGCACUGACAGCAUGCACUGUACAUUCCACAAGCACUGCCUUCUUAUUUUACUUUUAGAUGUUUAGCUUUGUAAGAUGUAAGAGGUUGGAUCGAUUAAAUGACUGCCAACCUUUUUCACAUAAGAGAAAGGAGAACUACUCUAACAAUGUAUAGGCCAUGGCCUGCCUCUCUCAUCUGCCUGUCUGACUGGGAGGGAAAAAAAAAACUGUUGGUGAAGGAGGAAGCCAGGUGGGACGACAGUGAACUCUAGAGUAAAAAGCAAGCUGGUCCAACAUGUCCUCUGGUCUUUGAAGUGCAGUUUGGAGUGCCGUUUCCUUUUUGUUACAAUGAUUUUAAAUACUGGUGUACAAACAUUUUUUAACACAAAUAAAAAAUUUUAAAAUGUAAAAAAAGAAAAAUUGAAGUAUAGUUGAUUUACAACGCUGUGACAAUCUCUGCUGUACAGCAGAGUGACUCAGUUAUACACACAUAUACCUUCUUUUUUUAUAUUUUCCAUUAUGAUUUAUCACAGGAUAUAGAGUAAAAUGUGUAUACUCUCUUAAAAAAUAUUUAUUUAUUCAUUCAUUUAUUUGGGUGCACCAGGUCUUAGUUGUGGCAUGCAGAAUCUUUAGUUGCAGCAUAUGGGAUCUAGUUCCCUGACCAAGGAUUGAACUCAGAACCCCUGCAUUGGGAGCUCAGAAUCUUAGCCACUGGAUCACCAGGGAAGCCCCAAAAUUUAUUGUUGUUCAGUCGCUCAGUUGUAUCCUACUCUUGGCAAUCCCAUGGACCUUAUAGAGCAUUCCAGGCUUCCUUGUCCAUCACCAUCUCCUGGAAUUGACUCAAACUCAUGUCCAUUGAGUUGGUGAUGCCAUCCAACCAUCUCACCCUCUGUCGUCCCCUUCUCCUCCUGCCCUCAAUCUUUCCCAGCAUCAGGGUCUUUUCCAUUGAAUUGGGUCUUCACAUCAGGUGGCCAAAGUAUUGGAGCUUCAGCAUCAGUCCUUUCAAUGAAUAUUAAGGGUUGAUUUCCUUUAGGAUUGACUAGUUUGAUCUCCUUGCUGUCCAAGGGACUCUCAGGAGUCUUCUCCAGCACCAUACUUUGAAAGCAUCAAUUCUUCUAAAAGAUACAUACUCUUAAUAAGUGUCUUCUGGUAUUUUAUACUUAGAUGUAGAUGUUCACCUAUUUUUAAGGUGUAUUUUCUUUUUAGGCAUCUGUGGAAAAACUAGAA
Messenger RNA from Dama dama (fallow deer), 3689 nucleotides. Its product is annotated as thymosin beta-4-like. Gene Ontology annotation, biological process: actin filament organization; regulation of cell migration. The record is from RefSeq and is a predicted model, not a curated record. The transcript has a single exon. Gene Ontology annotation, cellular component: cytoplasm. Bases 2342 to 2476 code for a protein of 44 amino acids. Gene Ontology annotation, molecular function: actin monomer binding. Lineage: Eukaryota; Metazoa; Chordata; Mammalia; Artiodactyla; Cervidae.